This is a messenger RNA of Achroia grisella, 1203 nucleotides long. RefSeq names its product odorant receptor Or2-like (gene Or-27). The record is from RefSeq and is a predicted model, not a curated record. Gene Ontology annotation, biological process: sensory perception of smell; detection of chemical stimulus involved in sensory perception of smell. Gene Ontology annotation, cellular component: plasma membrane. NCBI's taxonomy places the organism in Eukaryota, Metazoa, Arthropoda, Insecta, Lepidoptera, Pyralidae. The coding region runs from base 1 to 1203 and encodes 400 amino acids. Gene Ontology annotation, molecular function: odorant binding; olfactory receptor activity. The transcript is spliced from 5 exons.
AUGUCUAUUAAGAAACUACUAUCGGCUCUCGAAAACCCUGAUCAUCCAUUACUUGGUCCAACUCUAAAAGGUCUUAAUUUAUGGGGACUGUGCCAAUCAGCUGGAUGGACCUCUGUAGCAUACAAUAUUAUACACAUAUCCGCCAUAUUAUUCGUAAUUAGUCAAUAUAUUGAACUCUGGUACAUACGAUCAGACCUGCCAUCAGCUCUUCGUAACCUUUCUGUUUCUAUGCUCAGUACAGUCUGCGUAGUAAAAGCUUCUACUUUCGUAUAUUGGCAACACGAUUGGAGAGACAUAAUGAAUUUUGUAUCUGCAUUAGAAAUAUAUCAAAUUUCUAAGAACGAUAAAGCAGUGAAUUCCAUUAUCAAGAAGUACACACAGUAUUCUAGAAGAAUUACGUACGUCUAUUGGUUUUUGGUUAUUUCAACUGUCCUAACAUUGAUUUUGGCACCUUUGAUUAGCAUCUUGUCAUCACCUGAGGAUAGAGUAAAAAUUAAAAAUAAUACAAAAUCAUAUCCAGAAAUAAUGAGUUCUUGGGCGCCUUUUGACAAAUCAAGAGGUCCUGGUUAUAUUGUUAUAACUAUUGAACAUGUUUUGAUAUGUUUUUACGGUGGAGGUAUUGUAGCGAAUUAUGAUACUAAUGCAUUUGUGUUAAUGUCUUUUAUUGCUGGGCAAAUGAAAAUUAUAAGGCAGAAUUGUGAACGACUGUUCGAAGGAAGAGAUACUAGUCACGAUGUAAUAUUAAGAAGAAUUGCAUGUUGUUAUCACCAUCAUAUUUCUUUGGUCAAGUUUGCAAAAGUAUUCAAUGAUUUAUUGUCACCAGUGAUGUUCUUGUACGUAGUUAUAUGUUCUCUGAUGAUCUGCGCCAGUGCAAUUCAACUAACUAUGAAAAACACAACAAACAUGCAAAAGAUAUGGAUAUCAGAAUAUCUUAUGUCACUCAUAACCCAACUAUUUAUGUAUUGUUGGCAUAGUAAUGAAGUUUUAGAUAUGAGCAAGAAGGUUGACCAGGGUAUUUAUAAAAGUGACUGGUGGUCGAGCAACUUGCGUAUGCGACGGAAUAUACUGUUACUGGGUGGUCAGCUCCGGAAGACAGUAAUCUUCACAGCAGGACCGUUUGCUGUUCUCAGCUUAUCCACAUUUAUUGCAAUAUUGAAAGGAUCUUACAGUUAUUACACUAUCCUGAGUGAGAAAGCAGACUAA